Vespa mandarinia (Asian giant hornet) is the source of this 1861-nucleotide messenger RNA. Its product is annotated as enolase. Gene Ontology annotation, molecular function: phosphopyruvate hydratase activity; magnesium ion binding. NCBI's taxonomy places the organism in Eukaryota, Metazoa, Arthropoda, Insecta, Hymenoptera, Vespidae. The record is from RefSeq and is a predicted model, not a curated record. Gene Ontology annotation, biological process: glycolytic process. Gene Ontology annotation, cellular component: phosphopyruvate hydratase complex.
CACCUAUAAGAAAAAAUCAAAAUACUCAAUAGAAUUCGAAUUACUACUAAAAACUUCGCGUUUUCUAAGCAAUUAGAACAAACUCAUUUUGACAGUCAAUUGUUAACGGAACCUGCCAUUCGAUCCAACGCGUUUUCUCUUUAAAUUACAAGAAAAAAAAAAAAUGUUUUUAAUUGAUAACAUGUGAUCAUUCCAAAAAAUUCAAAUUUCAUUCAAAUCAAUUACGAAAAUUGUCAAAAGUGUCUGAUGCACUGUGCUCGUACCAUAACGAUCGAUCAUUAUUUAAAGACGUUCGAAGGUUAAGAAUAAACAUAAGAUGCCGAUUCAGAAGGUGAAGGCUCGUCAGAUAUUCGACUCAAGAGGAGAUCCUACUUUAGAGGUCGAUCUGAUUACGGACAUUGGUCUGUUCAGAUCGUCUGUACCUAGUACAUUGGUAAUAAAUCCCAACCAAGCACAAGAAAUCAGAGAUGGAAAUGAGGCUGCUUAUCAUGGUCGCUCGGUCUUUAAGGCCGUCGAUAUAAUCAACAACGUGAUAGCACCGCAAUUAUUAAAAUCGAAAUUAGAAGUUUGUCAACAAAUGGAGAUUGAUAGUUUUUUAAACAGAUUAGAUGGUACUGAGAAUAAAUCAAAAUUGGGUUCUAAUUCAAUCUUGGGAGUCUCUUUGUCAUGCUGCAAAGCUGGUGCAGCAAAGAAAGGUCUUCCGAUUUAUAGGUACAUCGCUGAAUUAGCAGAGAAUAGUGAUCUGUAUUUGCCAGUACCAUGUUUCAACAUGAUCAGUGGUGGUAGACUCGCCGGUAAUAGUAUACCAUGUGAAAAAUUUAUGAUACUACCGAUAGGAGCUGAAAGUUUUGUCGACGCUAUGAAGAUGGCUAACGAGGUCUAUCGCGUUUUGGAGAGGAAAAUUGCUGAGAGCCAAGAAGUACAAUUACCACUUUCCGUUUGCGACGAUGGUGCUUUCGCGCCACUUCUCGAAGACGACAAGGAUGCUUUGACUCUUAUAGACGAAUCGAUAAAGGAUGCUGGAUACGAAGGAAAGAUAAAGAUCGCAUUAGAUAUGGCGGCUAGUGCAUUUUAUAAAGAAGGAGGUUACGAUUUAGCCUUCAAAACUGAAGAAUCUGAUCCCGAAGAUUAUAUGGAAGCCGAAGCAUUGAAGGAACAAUAUGUAGAUUAUCUUACCGAGUAUCCAUCGAUUGUCUCGAUCGAAGAUCCCUUCGAUCAGGAAGAUUGGGAGGGCUGGUUGACUUUAGCCGAUCAAGAAAUCCAAGUGGUCUCGGACGAUUUAACAGCCAUGAAUAUAGAAAGAAUCGAGGAAGCGGUAGAACGACAGAUGGCUAAUUGUCUUGUUCUAAGAAUGUCACAAAUCGGUACAGUCACCGAGGUAAUCAAUUGUGCCAGAAUGGCAAGAAUCAAUGGUUGGGGAUAUGUCAUCGCGGCUGGACAAUGCGAAACGGAGGACAAUUUUGUAGCUGAUCUAGCCGUAGGCUUGUCCGCUGGUCAAUUUAAGGGAGGAGCACCGUGUAGAAGCGAAAGAACAGCCAAAUACAAUCAGAUCAUUAGAAUCGAGGAAGAACUUGGAAAGGAUGGAAAAUACGCCGGGUUCAAUUUCAGAAAUCCCCUCGCCAAAUAACCGUUUGAUAAUAUUGAUUGAUAUUAAUUUUGCAAUAACCGAUCGUAUUGACUUACCAUCGCCCGUGCAAUAAUAUCCGUGAAAUCUAUCGAAGUAGGUGCUUUGAAAACGUUGAUGAUUCUCAAAGAGACUUCUCAUCAUGCCUGGCCAAGGUUGUCGAAAAACGAGAUAUCCUUCUCCUUCGCCCUCAAUUACAUGACCAUCUUCAUCCAAUAAUUCCGGUAGUACUCCAAA